Messenger RNA from Penicillium robsamsonii, 429 nucleotides. RefSeq lists its product as uncharacterized. Lineage: Eukaryota; Fungi; Ascomycota; Eurotiomycetes; Eurotiales; Aspergillaceae. The record is from RefSeq and is a predicted model, not a curated record. The transcript is spliced from 2 exons. The coding region runs from base 1 to 429 and encodes 142 amino acids.
AUGGACAAGGGUCAUGGUUUCUGCAGGGCCAAAUACGGUACUCUUCUCAAGAGUUAUGGGACGGGUGUCAGCGGGGAGAGAGAAGCUUGCAGCUGCGGGUCCCUCUCCGGCUUGCUCAGCAGCCUGCUCAGCGGCUUCAUAGGCAGCUUCUAUUGGCUGUUAGUAUUGGACUCGGUAUCAACAUUUGUAUGCACAGCAAAGAAGGCAAAAUGGGCUUCGCCCACUACACACGUCCGCGACCUAUUUAAGGAUUUCGAUCCCGCACUCGUGGCCGCCUGCGACAGCAUCGACUCUCGUAUGGUAUGGAUUCUAGAGAAGUACACCAGGGAACUCGACACACCUGAGGCCCACCAAACCCUACGUACCUACAGUGACAGCUUGGAGAAAUGCCACGCAUACGAUGAACACAUGAACGCUAGCGAGAAUUAG